AUGGAAAUCUCCAUCUUCAUUUUUGAGUUUUGGGCAAAGGAAUAACCAAACGGGCCUCUUCUUUGAAGUAAACCCCUAAACCCUAGUAAAUAAGCCUCGGUCUCCCAUCAUCGUCAUCGUCAUCUUCAAUACAUCCAAAUCUUCCAAUUUCAGCUUCUACAGAUUGCUCGAAAAUGGCUUCCAGAUGCAGCAGAAUCAUUAAUCGAGCUUCUCUUUCAUCUGUCAGAUCUGCGAUUAAGCCCGAAUUUCAAUCGCCCAAGACGUCGUCGUUCCACGCCUCCUCCCUCCCGUCCAGAUCCGCUUCCUCCCCGCUUCGACCAUUCUCCUUCUCUAGGUGCCCGUCGGAGUUGGGAUGCGCCGCGUCGAUGCUGCCGCUGCACACCGCCGUUGCUACGGCGAGGAUGACGUCAUGUCUCAGCUCAACGUCUCGGGAUUCUAGGGCUCUUUCACAGGGUACUCUCUGCUGCACUUCUCCAGGCCUCUAGCAUGUCUUUUAUUACUCCCAAAUUACAAAAGAAAGCACAUGAGUUUCCAAAAGAAUGAAAGAAUAUACUGGGACAAUUAGAGAUCCUCAAAAAAUGCUUCAGUGUCUUAUUCUGAAGUUUGAAAGCUUGUUAGCAUCCUAAAUGAAAUGUAUCUGUUUUUGUAGGCGUUUAAUAUAUCUUCUACCCCGUUCUACAUGCUAAUUGUACCUUAGUUUGGUCAUUCAUUAUCUGUCUUAAGUUUCAAGUUUGUACUAUUCUUUUGGAUGUAAAACGCAAAGUUCACUCUUUUGAGGAAUGAAUAAAGUUUAAUACACAGUUUCACUUUAAAUCUGGCUUGUAUCCAUAGCAGAUGUUACUAAUUUCAUGCAUGUAUUUUAACUGAUUUUGAUUUAGUUUGACAAGCAUAGUUUGGUAACAAAAAGUUCUCCUUUUCCCAGAUGAAAUUGAUGGAACGUGAUUCGUUUUUGCUGUUUCUGGUGGAUCAUCUCUACUUGAAUGUAUCUUAACCUCGAGGAAAUUAUAAGAGUAGUUUCUCUGCAUUGCUCGAUUUAGUUUAGCUCUGAAGAAAUGGUUUUUGUACUUGGAAUCCUAUUUGUCAACACUGAACAACAUAAUAUAUAAAGAUUUGAGUUAUUUUCUCUGCGGCACGAAGUGAACUUUCUUUCCAUCCUAUAAUACCAUAACCCCACCCUCCCCCGCUUGUAUCGGAUGAUUUUCUGAUGUGAAUUUUUUUGUUUGUUCAACUAGAGUUUGGUCUUUCGGUGCCAAGGUGACGACUUCUUGUGAAAGAAAAUGGAGCUUGUCAUCACUGCAGCAAUAUUCUGCAACAAUAACUUGUUGAACACCUA
This is a messenger RNA of Cuscuta campestris, 1333 nucleotides long. NCBI's taxonomy places the organism in Eukaryota, Viridiplantae, Streptophyta, Magnoliopsida, Solanales, Convolvulaceae. The record is from the annotation of a GenBank genome assembly.